Molecule: messenger RNA, 756 nt
Organism: Heterostelium album PN500
Lineage: Eukaryota; Evosea; Eumycetozoa; Acytosteliales; Acytosteliaceae
Exons: 4
Coding region: 1-756 (251 amino acids)
Molecular function (GO): nucleic acid binding
Source: RefSeq, a predicted model, not a curated record
AUGAUUGGAACAAUAACAGCAUCUGGUCAUGCUCUACCACCCUAUAACGUUCUCCGGAUUCCUAAACGAGUAAAAUGGGAACACAUGCAAAAUUCAAAUUAUGGUGUCAUUAUUGCUAAUGAGUCAGGAUAUGUAACGCAAGAGAUAAAGAAAGAAUAUGUCGAAUGGCUUCUAGGACAAUUUAAGAAAACAGAUAAAAAGCUGCUUUUAGUGGACAAUCACAUAUCCAAUUAUUUCUUUGACGAAAAAAAACUUUGUGAUGAGAAUAAUCUUAUCAUAAUGACGUUCCCAUCAAACCUUACUCACAUUCUCCAGCCUUUGGAUUUAGUCCUAUUUUCGUCAUUCUCUCAACACCUAUCAAAUUUGCUCAGAGAUGGGUUAAAGGACAAUCCAAAGUUUAAAGUGAACGAUAAACACUACCAAAUGUUGGCUUAUCAUGCUUGGUCAUCAUCAUUCAACUCAUCCAAUAUAAGAAUGUCUUGGAUUAAGUCUGCCGAAAAAGUCUAUCUCAAAGGAAAUCGCUAUAGCCGGGAACAAAGAGAUUGUUCCGGCAAAUGCUCAAGCCAUGACCCAAAAAGAACGGGCUAUACAAACCUUCAAAUCAAUAAUACCACCAACAACAUUUUGAAUAAAGUACAAUCUUCUACAUCACAACCUCAAAUUGUUUCCCAAAAUACCUCAACUACAACUAAUACCAAUGUAGCACAAUCGAAUGAUAAAACUUUGGUUAAAUCUUUCUUUAAUUUAUUUAAAUAA